Paramecium pentaurelia is the source of this 1631-nucleotide messenger RNA. The record is from the annotation of a GenBank genome assembly. NCBI's taxonomy places the organism in Eukaryota, Ciliophora, Oligohymenophorea, Peniculida, Parameciidae.
AUGAAUUGUGUAAGGAAACAUAUUUUGAAAAGCAAAACAUAUUAUUUAUAAGUCUUAGAAGAUUAAAUGAUCUUAAGUGAAGUAAGUCUACUGAAUAUAUAUUAUAGCAUAAAAAUAUGUUGAAUCCUAAGUAUAUAAUACAAUAUAAUUUUGAAACAAGAGUAAUGUGGAAGGUUUCAGAACAAGAUGAAUUAUGUUCAUUUGGAAUCUACUAUGUGAAUCGAAUUAAAUGGUUUGAUUCUGAUCAUAAUUCUCUAAAUCUACUCAAAAUUCACUUGUCUCCUAAAGUAUUUUUUGGAAAUAUCUCUAUUUUUUAUGAUUCAGGUUCCAUUAUUGGAUCUGGAGCAUCUUCAAAAGUGAUACUAAAAUUUAAAUUAGGUUUGCUUAGUUAAAGUAAAGAAGAGUAUUCUUGAAUAUGCAGCAAAGUGCAUUUCUAAAAAGUAUCUCUUAUAAAAAAAGUCAUCUGAUCGAAUGGUAUAAAUUUUUUUAUUCAUUAUUAGAAUAGAUUAUAAUAAGAAAUUUAAAUCUUACAGAAAAUAGAUCAUCCUCAUUUUGUGAAGUUACAUGAAAUAUACCAAGGAGAGAACUCUUAUUAUUUAGUAACAGAUUACUUAUAAGGAGAUACUCUUUAUAAUUAUAUAAAAACCUUUCCAGAUGAUUAAAUACCUUCUCAUUAAAUCAGAGAAGCUAUCAAAGUUUAUAUAUAUAAUAUUUAUAUAGAUUAUAUUAACAGCAUUAAAAUAUUUAGAAAUUAACAAUAUAAUCCAUCGAGAUAUUAAAUUAGAAAAUAUUUUAUUAUAAAAAUAAAAUGAUAUUACUUCAUUAAAGAUAAUUGAUUUUGGUUUGGCUAUAUAUGCAUAACCUGAACAAAAAGUAAGUAUUUGUGGUACCCCUGGAUAUAUUGCCCCUGAAAUACUUAAAAAUUCUAAUAAUGAUGAAUAUUUCACUAAUAAAUGUGACAUUUUCAGUGCAGGAGUUAUCUUUUAUAAAUUGUAAGAUUAAUAAUAAUCAUAGAUUAACAAAGAAAACAUUGUUUCGAGCUUAAAAUACAAUGGAAAUUAUGGAACAAAAUAAAUUAUGUCAAGUCAAUUAUCAAGAUAUUGAAUAUAAAUUAUAAAAAGAGGCAAUUAGUUUAUUAAAAUCUAUGUUGGAUCCAAAUCCUAAAACUAGAUAUUCAGCAACAUAAUGUUUGGAACACCCUUAUUUUAGUUGUAAACUUGAGAAUAUUAAUAUCUUAUAAGAGAUCUUGGAUAAAGCUACAGGGUUUUCUGGUCUAUCAUAAAUUAGUAAAUUAAAUUAUUAUUAUUAUUUCUAUAGAAGAAUAUAAAGAUACCCAUUCUAUUGGAUAAGAAUGUUAAGCUGCUUAAAUUAAGAAAUGCAAUCCUACAUCUUAUCGAAUUAGAACAGAAUAAAGAAAAAGGACAAAAAGUCCAAGAAAAUAUGCUGAAUUUCAAUUUUAUUGUCCUUCCUUUUGUUAAAUGAAUUCUUUUGAAAGUUUAAGUAGUAAAGGAUCCUAAUCAUAUUCCAAUAAAGUAUCCAGAAUUGAAAACAUAAUUAAUGAUAAAUUAGAUUCGGUUAUUGAAGAAGAUGAAAAAUUUUAAUAAAAUGUUAAGUAAGUAUGUUAAAUUUGA